AGAAAAUGAUGUAAGUUUUAAACAAUCCAUAUUAUGUUUUAAUGUUAGCAAAACUAGCAUCUGUAGUUAUGAAGCAAAAGACAGAAAAACAUUUACCUGGAAGUGGAAUUGAAGUUCGAUUCAACGAGGGUUGGUUUGAAACAUCUCCACAUUGUCCUCAUGGUCCAAUGUUAUUGUUCGAGAAAUAUAUGAAGUUUGAACUCACAUCUCGCUACUUUGCUUGCUCGGCCAACCGUGAUAGGAAAUCUUGUAAUUAUUACAUCACAGAACAAGAAUUUAAGAAGAAGGGAUUCAACAAAAGUUCAUACACUCCUGUGGAAAGUUAUGAAGAUUCCCAUCCCGUUUUUAAGUCAAAAACAUUUUGUUUCACUUGUCAGUGUUUUAUACCUGAUGGAAAAUCUCCAAAACAUAAACAACACAAAGUAGUUAGAAAUAUUAGCGAGGACGACCUCAAAAAGCCUUCUACUUUGUUUCUUUCUGCUUUGGAAAACAAUAAAACUUGUGCACAAUACUUCCUAAGUGAGAAGAGCACAAGGUUCUUGUACAAUGUUGUCAUAGACCACAGUAUUACCCAUGUUAUAUGUAUUGGCAUGCCACGCCUGCAUGAAUAUAUUCAAUCCACCUCCAAUAUUUCAAGCAUCUUGUUAGAUAUUGAUAAUAGAUAUAAAAUGUUUUGGUCAAAUGAGCAGUUUUGUCGUUUCAACAUGUUUAACCGUCACUUCUUUAAUCCAACUUCGAAGUUGUCGUUUAAAAAGUUUUUAAAAUCUGCCGAGCACCCGAGGAAUAUUGUUGUUGUUGUUGACCCACCUUUUGGUGGGCUCGUGGACUGUGUUUGUGAAAGUUUAAAAUGGAUUUCAAGAUUUGCGUUCAGUUUGUUUGGUCAAAAUUCAACUCAACUUCUGACAACUUUGUGGCUGUUUCCAUAUUUUAUGGAGAAAAGAAUCAAAAAUCAACUUCAACUUACAAUGUUGGAUUAUCGCGUUGAUUAUGAAAACCAUCGCAAGUUUAAAGAAGCCAAACACGGAAGAUACAUGUCCCCUGUUAGAAUAUUCACCAAUAUUAAGAACAAAACUGUUAGACUACCAAGUCCUGAUUACAGGUUUUGUGAACUUUGCCAACGAUUUGUAGCCAAGGAUAAUCUACAUUGUAAGCUUUGUAAUGACUGCCCUUCCAAGGAUGGUAGAACUUACAGACAUUGCAAUAUUUGUCAAAUAUGUGUCAAACCAGGUCGUAAACAUUGCAAGACAUGCGACCGGUGUCAACCACCACUUCAUUCUUGCAACCCCCAUACCAGUGACGGUUGUCACUCAUGUGGGGAAGCCACACACAAACGUAAAGAUUGUCCGUUGUUGCUGAAUCAUCAAAAAACCGAAGUGUCAUUAACUAAGUCACCAAAUUUAACAACAGUUAAAAGUUGUGAAGAAAAAUUGACAAUAAGAAAUUCACGUACAGGAAAAAUAUGCGGGGAAAAUUUACCAACAAACACAAACCAACAAAUUAUCUUCAAGCAAUAUUCCACGGACAGAAAAAACUCAUCCACAGAAAAGAACAAGUUAUUAAAAUUUAAAUCUAGGAAACGAAAAUCUUUCUUUUCUAAUCCAUCUCAUCAUAAAAGAAAAGUUAUACUGUUGGUACAGAAAACCUCUAUUUUAUCAUCUGCUAACCCCCCAACCACUAAUUCCUAACGCAUUUCCAUUAUUUGUCUCCAAUAUUUGGCUAUAAUAUGAUUGUACUGUACCACCAGAAUGACUCAAACAAAUAAAAUAUUUUGCUGUCA
This is a messenger RNA of Ciona intestinalis (vase tunicate), 1777 nucleotides long. The record is from RefSeq and is a predicted model, not a curated record. NCBI's taxonomy places the organism in Eukaryota, Metazoa, Chordata, Ascidiacea, Phlebobranchia, Cionidae.